This is a messenger RNA of Amaranthus tricolor (Joseph's coat), 889 nucleotides long. RefSeq names its product eukaryotic translation initiation factor 5A-1. The record is from RefSeq and is a predicted model, not a curated record. The coding region runs from base 202 to 681 and encodes 159 amino acids. Gene Ontology annotation, molecular function: translation elongation factor activity; RNA binding; ribosome binding. Lineage: Eukaryota; Viridiplantae; Streptophyta; Magnoliopsida; Caryophyllales; Amaranthaceae. The transcript is spliced from 5 exons. Gene Ontology annotation, biological process: positive regulation of translational termination; positive regulation of translational elongation.
CUCUUUUGUAUUACAACAGUUCUGAAAAAAAAGUACACUACGGAAUUGGAGCACCCGUGUAGGUGUAAAAAUAUAAAGACUAUAAAAGGCCCAAAAUAAAGGAGUCGCCACAAGCCUCCUUAAGCUCAUCCCUAGUAAUCAACAAUUUCCACCAAAACCUCUAAAUCUCAAUACAGAGAAAACCCUAAAACCUUCAACAACAUGUCGGAUGAGGAACACCAUUUUGAGUCUAAGGCUGAUGCCGGUGCCUCUAAGACCUACCCUCAGCAGGCUGGUACCAUCCGUAAGAACGGCCACAUCGUCAUCAAGGGUCGUCCUUGCAAGGUUGUUGAGGUUUCAACUUCCAAGACCGGAAAGCAUGGACAUGCUAAAUGUCACUUUGUUGCGAUCGACAUCUUCAAUGGAAAGAAGCUGGAAGAUAUUGUCCCAUCUUCUCACAAUUGUGAUGUCCCUCAUGUUUCUCGUACUGACUACCAGCUGAUAGACAUUUCCGAGGAUGGAUUUGUGAGUUUGCUGACUGAAAGCGGUGGCACCAAGGAUGACCUGAGGCUUCCAACCGACGAAAACCUGAUGAAGCUGAUCAAGGACGGUUUUUCGGAAGGAAAGGACUUGAUUUUGAGUGUGAUGUGUGCCAUGGGAGAGGAGCAGAUCUGUGGUGUUAAGGAUAUUGGCAAAGCUUAGAAAUAUAGAGUAUUUAUUUCAAAAUGAUGGGCCUAAGAACACCUCUGAUAUUGUUGUAUCAUGCCCAAGUCCACAUUAUUGAAUGGUGGGUAUGGUUUUUGUUGGUGGUUUUAAGUUGUUUGAAAGUUUAAUGUUUUCUCAUGAGAUUUACAGUGUUGCUCUUUUUAUUAAUUACAAUUGGGAAUUUUGUGUUGCUCUUUUUAACUCA